UAGCUCGUGAGUUACAAGUUACGGUCAUCCUCAGCUCGCGCAUGACACGUUUCAACUCUGAAGGCAGUUGCGUUUAUCUCCAGGUCCAUUUACAUCGAAUCUCCUCAGUCGUAGUUUUCUCCACUACAUCCUCGUCCUGCAGCUCAACAUGUCCACCGGCUCCAUCAGCGAUGUGGAUGAAUUUCACGAGUCUGAGCUGCUGGAUGGUCUUUUGAAAUUCGGUUCCGGUAAAGACCCGGGGACAUCAAACGAGAGCACGGAGGACAGCUCCAACUGCGAAGGGGCAUCGAUUACAGAAUUUACGGGAAAGAGGCGCAAAUCAGCCGCUAUGCGCAAAUCAGCGCCCAACGGUGUGGCCCAAGAGGGCAAGCAGGUCCAGAGGAACGCGGCGAACGCGCGCGAAAGAGCGAGGAUGCGCGUGCUGAGCAAAGCCUUCUCCCGGUUGAAGACGACUUUACCGUGGGUUCCGCCGGACACCAAACUCUCCAAGCUGGACACCCUGCGACUGGCCUCCAGCUACAUCGCGCACCUGCGACAGAUACUCGCCAAUGACAAAUACGAGAAUGGCUACAUACAUCCGGUCAACCUGACGUGGCCGUUUAUGGUGGCGGGAAAACCAGAAAACGAACUUAAAGAAAUGCUGAAUUCUACACGUUUAUGUGGGACUACAGCUUCCUGAGACACCAGAUGGACUUAAAACAUGGACCUAUUUUAAAUAUUUUAGUUAAAAAAGAAUAACAUGUCAUCUCCUAUCCAAACACACGAGUGGGAAUAACUGGGGACAACAUCCUCACUCGCAUUCCUGUAAAGAGAAAUUGAUAUCUAUUUAAAUAUUCACACUUGGGCCUUGCGGGUUCAAGGCAACAACGUGUGAUUUUUAUUAAGCUGUUUUUAUAAAGAUUAUGUCAUCACUUUUUUAUAUAUAUAUAAAAAAACACGACAAAUCAUUAUACACAGGGCUUUGUUGAUAUGGCGCGUGACAUCACGUGCCUUUGCUGUUGCCAUAAGAAUAAUUGUAAAUAAAAAAAAUACUGAUGUUAUAGUUUCAAA
This is a messenger RNA of Ctenopharyngodon idella (grass carp), 1050 nucleotides long. It is a transcript of the gene tcf21, whose product is annotated as transcription factor 21. Bases 149 to 679 code for a protein of 176 amino acids. The record is from RefSeq and is a predicted model, not a curated record. NCBI's taxonomy places the organism in Eukaryota, Metazoa, Chordata, Actinopteri, Cypriniformes, Xenocyprididae. Gene Ontology annotation, biological process: developmental process; regulation of transcription by RNA polymerase II. The transcript is spliced from 2 exons. Gene Ontology annotation, molecular function: RNA polymerase II transcription regulatory region sequence-specific DNA binding; DNA-binding transcription factor activity, RNA polymerase II-specific; protein dimerization activity.